Ornithorhynchus anatinus (platypus) is the source of this 5113-nucleotide messenger RNA. RefSeq names its product integrator complex subunit 7 (gene INTS7). The record is from RefSeq and is a predicted model, not a curated record. Bases 85 to 2973 code for a protein of 962 amino acids. The transcript has 20 exons. Gene Ontology annotation, biological process: snRNA 3'-end processing. NCBI's taxonomy places the organism in Eukaryota, Metazoa, Chordata, Mammalia, Monotremata, Ornithorhynchidae. Gene Ontology annotation, cellular component: integrator complex.
GAAGGAGGCGGAGCCAAGAUGGCGGAGCCGCCCCGCGCUUCCUCCCCUCCCUGCGCGGGGCCUUAGUCUCCCUCUGCCGCCGCCAUGGCCUCCGGCUCCGCCAAGUCGUUCCUGGCCGAUGCCGGCUACGGCGAGCAGGAGCUGGACGCUAAUUCCGCCCUCAUGGAACUGGACAAAGGGCUCAGAUCUGGUAAACUUGGUGAACAGUGUGAGGCGGUUGUGCGAUUUCCCAGGCUCUUUCAGAAGUAUCCAUUCCCUAUUCUCAUCAACUCUGCAUUCCUAAAGCUGGCUGAUGUGUUCCGAGUUGGAAACAAUUUCCUUAGGCUCUGCGUGCUUAAGGUUACCCAGCAGAGUGAAAAACAUUUGGAGAAGAUCCUGAAUGUGGAUGAGUUUGUGAAGAGGGUCUUUUCCGUGAUUCAUAGCAAUGACCCUGUGGCAAGGGCCAUCACACUCCGGAUGUUAGGAAGUCUGGCAUCCAUCAUUCCAGAGAGGAAAAAUGCUCAUCACAGUAUUCGUCAGAGUUUGGAUUCACAUGAUAAUGUGGAAGUCGAAGCUGCUGUUUUUGCUGCUGCCAACUUCUCAGCACAAUCAAAAGAUUUUGCUGUGGGAAUUUGCAACAAAAUCAGUGAAAUGAUUCAAGGCUUAGCCACACCAGUGGAUUUGAAACUGAAGUUGAUCCCCAUUUUACAGCACAUGCACCAUGAUGCAAGCCUGGCCUCCAGCUCGCGCCAGCUUUUACAGCAGCUGGUUACAUCAUAUCCCUCCACAAAAAUGGUUAUUGUUACUGUGCACACUUUUACUCUUCUGGCUGCUUCAUCUUUGGUUGACACUCCCAAACAGAUUCAACUUUUGUUGCAAUACUUGAAGAAUGAUCCAAGAAAGGCUGUGAAGAGACUUGCUAUUCAAGAUCUGAAGUUACUUGCAAACAAGACACCACAUACCUGGAGUAGAGAGAAUAUUCAGGCACUCUGUGAAUGUGCUCUUCAGACUCCUUAUGACUGCCUGAAACUAGGCAUGCUGUCUGUUCUCUCCACACUGUCAGGGACGAUAGCCAUCAAACACUACUUUAGUGUUGCUCCAGGAAAUGCAGCUUCUUCAGCAAGAUCCUCUGACAUAGUCAAAUUAGCCCAAGAAUGCUGUUACCAUAGUAAUCGGGGCAUUGCAGCUCAUGGUGUGAGAGUCCUGACUAAUAUAACUGCUUCUUGUCAAGAAAAGGAUCUUUUGCCACUGGAACAAGAUGCCGUCUUUGGCCUAGAGUCUCUUCUGGUGCUUUGUAGCCAAGAUGACAGUCCAGGUGCUCAAGUAACUUUAAAGAUUGCUCUUACUUGCAUGGUGAAGCUGGCUAAAUGUCGACCUCACUUGAGCCAGUCAGUUGUGGAGCCUUUGUUGACUCAACUUCACAGUGCCCAGGAUGCUGCUAGGAUUCUCAUGUGCCAUUGCCUGGCUGCUAUUGCCAUGCAGCUGCCUGUAUUGGGUGACGGAAUGCUUGGUGACCUGAUGGAGCUCUACAAAGUGAUUGGCCGAUCCGCUACUGACAAACAACAGGAGCUUUUGGUGUCCAUGGCCACUGUGAUUUUUGUUGCCAGUCAGAAAGCAUUAUCUUCCGAAAUUAAAACGGUUAUUAAGCAACAGCUUGAGAAUGUCUCCAAUGGAUGGACAGUUUACCGGAUUGCCAGGCAAGCAUCCAGAAUGGGGAAUCAUGACAUGGCCAGAGAGCUUUAUCAAAGCCUGCUGACUCAGGUGGCUUCUGAGCAUUUCUACUUCUGGUUAAACAGCCUGAAGGAAUUCUCCCAUGCGGAACAGUGCCUCACAGGUUUGCAAGAGGAAGACUACAGUUCAGCCCUUUCAUGCAUUGCGGAGUCUCUAAAAUUCUAUCACAAAGGGAUAGCUUCAUUAACAGCUGCCAGCACACCGCUGAAUCCUUUAAGUUUUCAGUGUGAAUUUGUUAAACUAAGAAUUGAUCUUCUGCAGGCCUUUUCUCAACUUUUUUGCACUUGCAACAGUCUCAAGACAAGUCCUCCUCCUGCCAUCGCCACAACUAUAGCCAUGACCUUGGGGAAUGACCUCCAGAGAUGUGGGCGCAUCUCCAACCAGAUGAAACAAUCAAUGGAAGAAUUUCGAAGCUUAGCCUCACGUUAUGGGGAUCUGUAUCAGGCAUCUUUUGAUGCAGAUUCGGCAACUUUACGGAACGUGGAAUUACAACAGCAGAGCUGCCUCCUGAUCUCUCAUGCAAUAGAAGCUCUGAUUCUGGAUCCAGAAUCCGCAAGUUUUCAGGAAUAUAGUUCUAGUGGAGCAUUGCAUGCUGAUAGUGAAUAUGAAAGAAGAAUGAUGUCGGUAUAUAAUCAUGUCUUGGAGGAAGUGGAGUCACUGAACCGGAAAUACGCUCCUGUAUCUUACAUGCAUACAGCUUGCCUCUGCAAUGCCGUCAUUGCUGUGCUGAAAGUUCCCCUUUCAUUUCAAAGGUAUUUUUUCCAGAAACUACAGUCCACUAGUAUUAAGCUGGCUCUGUCACCAUCUCCCCGGAACCCUGCAGAGCCAAUUGCUGUCCAGAGCAACCAGCAACUGGCUUUAAAAGUAGAGGGCGUAGUUCAACACGGAACCAAACCAGGACUCUUCCGUAAAAUUCAAUCAGUGUGUCUAAAUGUGUCUUCAACUCUACAGAGCAAAUCUGGACAAGACUAUAAGAUUCCCCUCGACAACAUGACCAAUGAGAUGGAGCAGAGGGUAGAGCCACACAAUGAUUACUUCAGCACUCAGUUCCUCCUGAACUUUGCUAUCCUUGGCACUCACAACAUCACAGUGGAGUCUUCAGUGAAGGACUCCAAUGGGAUCGUGUGGAAAACUGGGCCCAAAACCACCAUUUUUGUGAAGUCUCUUGAAGAUCCUUAUUCCCAGCAGGUUCGCCUACAGCAACAGCAAGCCCAGCAACCAUCUCAACAGCAGCAGCAGCGAAAUGCCUAUUCACGGUUUUAGCUGCCAGUUGAGUGUUCUGUGCCCUUUAAGGAGUUGGAUGACUAAGCUAGCAAUUGGCUUCAUGCAGAUUCAGAUGCAAAAGUUACAGUGCAGCACAACCAAGAGUUGCAUGUGAUAGCCAUAAUUGUGUCCUGGAAACACCUUACCAAUGUAUAAAGUCCAAGUGAAAUAGUUAUGCUCCAACCAUGAAUGCAAAUAACCCUUUUGUUGCCACCUGUCUUCCUUCCCAACAUCAAGUUUUUUUGUUUUGGUGCCUUCCUUCAUUUCCUGUGUGGUUGAUUUCUGUUAGUGUGCUUUUUGUGGUUAGUUUGUCACUAUCAUUCAUUUUUCCUACAGAACAGGAGUCUACAGAUUUGUCCAACAAAUAGUGAACAAGGCAGGUCCCUUGCAAUAAUCCAACCUCCACUACCCAUGGGGCAGGGUUGCUUCCAGCUUUGGACAAAGUAGCAAAAAAAGGGUUAAAGAUGGUUAUUUCUGUGCAGCACAAAGGAAAGCUGAGUUUUCUUUAAUAGAGCAGAUGAGACACAUCCAGAUAGCUUCCAGAGUAGUUGGCCUGGGAUUUGCUACUGUUAGCAUAUCUCUUGGGUAGUUUUCCUAGGUGGAAGCAGCUAGAAGAGAGAUGGGGAGAAAUUGGUGGUUGCGCUGAUUAAUGCCUAUUUUUAUAUUCAUUUUAAUAAAGAUUUUUGUUCCUAGAAACUUGGUUUCUUAAAAAAGUUUAGUCAUUUUAAUAUGCAUUUUAUCUGUUAGAUUUUUUGUUAGUUGUGUUUGUUUUGUAAUUCUGAAGUUUAUUAAAAGCAAAAUCUUUUACUCAGUGAUUAUGCCCUCUAAAGGCAGUCAUCAUCAUCAUCAAUGGAAUUUAUUGAGUGCUUAGCAGAGCACUAUAGUAAACGCUUGGGAGAAUACAACAGAGUUGGCAGACAGAUUCACUGCCCACAGUGAGCUUACAGUCUUGAAGACGGGUGAGAAUUAUCUUCAUUUAUUGACGUAUAAUGUCCCUCUUUUAAAAAAAGAAAGAUUUAACCUCUCAGUUUUGAAAAUAAAUAUGGGAGAUAUACCAAACUGUUUCUAAUAAAUGAUUUUUCCAGGAUAGAAAUUGGAGUACUGAUUUUCCAAUUUGAUUAUGGAGGCAAACUAGGGGUGGGCCAUCGAGGGUAGAAGGGGCAGGCUUUGGCAGUGGAAGUUCAAGGAACAAGGUUAAAAGACAACGGGGAAAAAGGAAAGAUAAUGAAGAGGAAAGGGUCAUGGAGGUGAAAGGGACAGAGAGUAAUGCGAAAGGAUGGGGAGAAAGGGAAAGUGGUGGGAGAAGCCCAAGAUAGGCCUGAGUAUUCACUGUAUUUUGGUUUUCUUUCCCUCAGAUGGGGCUCUGGAGCCUCAUAUGGGAAACCAUCCUAUCCAAGCUCCUCCUAGACAGCCAGGACUCAGGGAUCCACAUGGGCUUGAGGCAAACGUUGAAGCUCCAGAGAUGUAGCACUGGCCCAAAGCCCAUGUGGCCACAGUGGUGGACACACUCACCAGCUAGGGCUUGCUUCUUCAUUGGAGUGGAAACUGCUGUUGCUAAGGCAGUGUUUGCCUCAUCCCCACUGGGCUUCAAGACAGGGGUGAGAAGAACCUCUAGCCACUUAGUUUUCUGAGGAUGAAAAAAUCAACAACUUGGAAUAACUGAGUGGACUUUAAAAAUCUCAGAGACUGAAACUGGGGGCGUGUGCAAGGGAUUUUUUUCACCUUAGGUCAUUAUGUUCAGGAUUUCUUUUGUGAGGAGAAAGAAUAUGAGACUGCAAAGCAAAAACCUAAGGCCCCAAAGUCAAAAUAGCAUUAGUUGCUGAGGUCGGAAGUGUUGCAUUCUGUCUGGUACCGACUGGGGAUGUGCAUUAGCAUCAAGGGCUCUUAAUAAGAGAAAGACAAUUUGUAAUAUUUUUAUUUCAUGCGACUUCCAGGAACAGGAAAUAGGAUAGUAUGACAACGAGCAAAGGCCAAAAACAGAAGUCAGUGAUUUAAUAUGGCUUAAUGUUGUGGGGAAUUUUUCAACAUGAAAAGAUUUUUGAAAUAAGGUUUUAAAUACUAGUUUUUCAGGCUCCUGGUUUCUUAGCAAAAUAAGCAAACCAUAGGCUAUUUUAGGUCACAAUAAAACUGUCUAAUUCUG